Messenger RNA from Thecamonas trahens ATCC 50062, 843 nucleotides. RefSeq lists its product as uncharacterized. Bases 1 to 843 code for a protein of 280 amino acids. Lineage: Eukaryota; Apusomonadida; Apusomonadidae. The transcript has 2 exons. The record is from RefSeq and is a predicted model, not a curated record.
AUGCCGAGUCCGCAGGUCAUCGGGUAUGUCGUCGAUGGUGGCGAGACUGGGUCGGACGCCGCCGUCUUCUCGCCGAGAUUUGUCAAUCCCGACAAGAGCGUUUACUCGGGACUGUACGAGGGUGGACCGAUGCCCAAGUCAGGAUCGGGCUCGAUCCGUGGGGCAGUCGAUGCCUCGCCGGGCGUCUUUCCCUACGCCUUUGGCGAAGACGCGUCCGAGCCGGUGGUCAUCUCCAUCGAGCGGCGGCCGACGCUUGAUGGCGAGAAUCAUGUGGCCGGUGUUAUCUGGAACGCCGCCCGUGCUCUCUGCGAGUACAUGGUGACCGACAUGGGCAGCGCCGCUUUCGAAGGCAAGUCGGUGCUCGAGAUUGGCUCCGGCACCGGGCUGACCGGCAUGGUGGCGGCGGCGCUCGGCGCAACCGUCGUGCUCACCGACCAGGAGCCGGCCAUCGCAAUGCUACGUGACCAGAUUGCUCUCAACAAGCUCCAAAAUCGCGUGAGCGCCGCCCAGCUCGACUGGGGCCCGGACGGCGACAACCAGCUCGCUGCUCUCGGUGACUUUGACCUCAUCCUCGGCACAGAUGUGACGUACACAGCGCUCAAAGAGCUGCAGCACACGCUGCUGGCGCUGACCAGCGGGCCGACUCCGCCGCAGCUGCUCUUUUGCCACGAGCGCCGCUGGCCGGGCACCGACGCGUACUUUGAGAAGCUCAUGGCGCCGCACUUUGACUACACUCCUGUCCACGCCACUUCGUUUGAGGACUCGGGCGAGAUCGUGGUCUUCACCCUCACGCGCAAGGCGGGCGCAGACAUGGUGGCCGGCGACGAGGCCGGCGACGAGUAA